Messenger RNA from Ostertagia ostertagi, 216 nucleotides. Lineage: Eukaryota; Metazoa; Nematoda; Chromadorea; Rhabditida; Trichostrongylidae. The record is from the annotation of a GenBank genome assembly.
AUGUUCCUCCACCUGCCAUUCAAAUGCCAAUUUUUCCAGCGCAGCAACCCAUGGCGCAGUCGGCAUCAUGUGGUCCUAGUAUUGGAGCUAUGCCGUCUUCUAUGGUGUUACCACGCUUCGAGUGUCCACCGCCGUCUCUUCCACCUUUGUCAUCCGAAGUCGCUCGUCCUUUGCCUACAAUGGUACUACAGCCAACACCUAUCGUAUCUCGCGUAA